Messenger RNA from Owenia fusiformis, 3589 nucleotides. The record is from the annotation of a GenBank genome assembly. Lineage: Eukaryota; Metazoa; Annelida; Polychaeta; Sabellida; Oweniidae.
CACAAAGUGCUCAUAACCUACAAACUCCCAAAAGUCGUCGUUGAAAAUUUGUCGAAAGAUGGCGUAACUGAACGACAACAAAAAUGGCUGACAUAGUGGGGCUGAUCCAGCAACACGUCAAAUUUUCAUCGAUUUCAGGAGUUUUAUUGCUAUGUUCCCUACUCCUGUACAGUUACCUCCAUUUCAUUAUGGUUUUGUGGUCUUUUAUUGCUGGAAUUGCAGUAUGCUACUUUGUAUUCAACACAGAAACCCUGGUGCCAAACUUAUUGCUAUGGCAUGUUCGUCAGAAGAAGAAUUCCAAAGUGGCUGAGCUGUCUCUCACGAAGAAAACAUGCCCUGUUUGUGGAAGUGACAAUUGUGGCAGACACAGACCAGAAUUGAAUCUUGUUGCCCUCCAACCCUGGCACAAUCUCAAAAUACCAGAGAGAGUGGAUGAAGCUAUUGAAGAAUUCCUGAACCUGGUGCUGAAGAACUUUGUGUACACCUGGUACCAAGACCUCAGUGAGGAUGAAGCAUUUGUGGAUGACAUGAGGGCCAGUCUUAGGUUCAUUGUUGCAGUCUUCCUGAGGAGGGCACAAAAAAUUGACAUUCCAACACUUAUAACAGACAAGCUGAUGAGACAUGCUAUAAGGCAUCUAGAUUGUCACCUCCAAGCCAGAAAAAAGGCCCAUUUAGCUGGUUACCAAGGUGACCUCCAGCAGGCAACACUAGACUUCUAUGGCCCACAUCUUCACUGUGCAAUGAGGAACAGGAAGACUGAGCUAGAUUAUCUACGCAAGGUUUCUGAGGCUAUAUUUCCUUACAUACUUCCCCCACAGUCUUUACACUGCCAGAGUCUGUUGACUUUACUGAGAGAGAUAUUCUCCAGCUCCCUGCUCCUCCCUGCCAUGGAUGUUAUAGCUGAUCCUGACACAGUGAACAACCUCCUUCUAGUCUUCUUUGAUGAUACCCCACCCCCUCCCCCCACUGAGCCACCAUCAAAACAAUGGACCAUUCUUGCCAACUUUGCCCAGCCUCGAUGUAAGAGACAAUCAUCUCUACGUGUUGAGCUGGCUGACAUUCUCAAUAACCAAGAUGUCCUGUUCCCCUUCAUGCAGUUCCUCAAGUCAGAGGCCUCAGUGAAUGUCUUACAGUUCUGUCUGUCAGUUGAGGACUUCAACCAUAGGAUCCUAAACCCUGAGUUGUCCUCAGAACAGACCCUGAGUCUACAUACAGAAGCCAAGGAGAUAUAUCGCAUGUACUGCAAUCCUAAUGCUGUAGACAAGAUUAUGUUUGAUGAUGACAUCAUAGAAGAACUACGAGAAAUUACUGAAGGUCCACCAGAGGGCGUAGUAAAGCUCCGUACUACAACACCAUUAUUCCGGGCAUAUGAACACGCCUACAAUCUGCUUGAAAAUACAUUCCUGCCCCUCUUUCACCAGAGUGAUGAUUACUACACCAUGUUGUGUGGAGACCGAUUGCAAAACAGGAUUUCCAGAAGCUCCUCAAGUAAAAAGGGCAAGACUACUGCUGAGCCAUUGACCCUGUCCAGACUUGGGAGUAAGAUUAAGGGUGUCUUUAAGAGUACAACAGUUGAAGGUGCUCUUGUAGACAAUUUAGCUGUUGAUGAUGCUGAUGAGCCUGAUGGUGUCAGCAUAGCCUCUGGUAUGACUGAAGAUGAGGUGCCUGUUGCCAUGAUAGAAGAUGAUGGCCCCCUUCGUGAUCUCAGCACAUGGAGAGUGUCCAUUCCUCACGUGGAGGGACGCCUUGAGCCUGAUAACCCUAAGAAACAAUUCUAUGUGUUUGUUAUUGAAGUAAAUAGGGUGGAUGUUGCUGUGGAAGGACCUUCUCAUUGGUUCGUUGAUAGACGCUACAAUGAAUUUUACGCACUGGAACAGAAAAUGUCAGAAUUCCAUGGAGAGUUUCUUGAUUUCAAACUCCCAACCAAGAAACAGUUUGGGACAAAAGCUAAGGAGUUUCUAGAGACCCGAAAACAGCCAUUUGAAGAAUAUUUAAAGAAACUGCUCACUAGACCAGAACUAAAGGGUAGUGAAUUAUUACAUAACUUCCUGACCUCUGAGAACCAGUUGACUACCAGUCUACUGCCAGAUAUCAACAUAGGAAAGAUGUUCAAGUCAACAGCUAUGAUACUCAUCAAAGAGAAAGGGCAACAUUUAGACUCUUUCAUUCAGUCAUUUAUAAACUCCACCGAGGCCCCUAAACCUCGCCCUGGCAAGCUAGAAGAUAGAGACUCAGAUACAGUAUCCAUCUCAAGUGAAAAGCUGGCUAAUCCAAUGUAUGAAGACAAUGCUAGUCUGGACGUUUGUGAUAUCCAAGCUGAACCCAGAGGCAAUGAGGGAACAGAGGACAUUGAGGGUGCCUUUGAUACAAUACUCUAUAGGAAUAAUAUGUACAUCAAAAUCCACACACUUUAUGUACUUGCAGCUAAGAAUGUGUUCCAAAUAAAGGACCAGGUUCACCAUCUGCUGAUAACAGCUCGGAUGCUAGUUAAACAUACAUUAGAGAACUAUCUAGACUGGUACAUAGGCUUUAAGCUGGAGCAGGUCACUCAGGAGCACAGAGUUGUGUCUCUUAUACAUUUACUUAGAGAUCUCCUAUUCUUUGAUGAUGAUCCCUCAAGAACUGAUGAACAAAAGCUAGAGAGGAAAAAUAAAACAUUUGCAGAGCUAAAGAAAUUCCUACCAGGGGUGCUACCUAAGAUUACUGGGGAAGAGGAGUAUGAAAAAGGCUGCAAAGUUUUCUUUGACCUUCUACAAUAUCCUAAAUUAAAUAAACAGCUGUCCUAUGUCUUGCUUGAUAUACUACUACUAGAGCUCUUCCCUGAGUUGAAUGAUGAUAAUACUGCAACACAAUAGGAUUACUUCACAUUAUGUAGGGUGACAUCACACAAUGUAGGGUGACAUCACAGAGAGUAGAAUGACAUCACAAAGAGUUGAGUAAUAUUGUACACACUAAGAUGGCAUCACACACAAUAGGAUGACAUUCAUUUGUUGACAUCAUACAUAUUAGGAUAUCAUUACACCAUAUGGUGACCUCACAUAAAAUGACAUUUUAUAGAACAGUAUUAGAACCAUCUUCGACUUCCAAGGUGCUAUAACACAUUUGGAGCAAAUGAAACCUUGUGAAUUAAGAUGAUUGGAACAGUAUUUAAGAAGUUCGUGAAGUGUGGUAUUUCUCAUCUCUAUGAAAUUGUUCUUAUCUUGUUACAUCAUAUUAUUACAAGUUGCUAUCAUUGGUCAUUUAUUAAUUACUCAUCACAUCCUUUAAGAAUAUCAUUGCAGUACUUAAAGAGGGUGAUCAAUACAUAAAAUGGACUAUAAUAUGUACAAUGCGGCUGUGAAAUAGCAUUGUUUUAUUGUAUUCAUUGUUUGAUAGUAGUACUGCUUCAUUCAUUUAACUGAAUCUGUUUGUUUCAUGAAUAUACAAUGAUUUUAUUUAUAAAGUCUAUGACUAUGAUAUUCAUAGUGUUACACAUAGUCUGCAUAAUGAUGAAUUUCUUGUGUUUGUUAGUAUUAGGUCUGAAGCAAAAUGUGCAAUAUUUUUUUACUUUUGCCAUCCAUAUGGAGCUAAAGUAACUAAUGAAUGUGAU